Thyridium curvatum is the source of this 2175-nucleotide messenger RNA. RefSeq lists its product as uncharacterized. Gene Ontology annotation, molecular function: triacylglycerol lipase activity. Bases 1 to 2175 code for a protein of 724 amino acids. The record is from RefSeq and is a predicted model, not a curated record. The transcript has 11 exons. NCBI's taxonomy places the organism in Eukaryota, Fungi, Ascomycota, Sordariomycetes, Thyridiales, Thyridiaceae. Gene Ontology annotation, biological process: triglyceride catabolic process.
AUGCAUCAUCUUUACACUCUUCUUCUUCUGGCUCUGUUCGGUCGUGUGCUUUCCGUACCCGCUGGGACGAGUCAAGUACACUCGGUACCCGUUCUGGUGUCGCCAAUAGACGUGAUAGCUCCCCUUGAGGAACGUCAACAAAGCAAUGAUGAUGUUGACGACGAAGAAGAUGAUACUCCUCUCUCCUUUAUCACCAAGCUCGCAGCCAUCGGUGACUCAUACUCAGCCGGUAUUGGAGCUGGCGACCGGCUUGGGGACAUUGGAGUCAACAAUGACUUGCGUCUGGGCGAUGCGUCUAAGCGGACGUUUCAGUUCAAGUCCUGCUCGGGCGCCGUAGCACAGGAUGUCCUCGACAAGCAGAUUCCCGCAAUCAGCUCGGGACAGCAGGUGAUAUUGCUGUCUGAGCACAAACUCACUUUCACUACAGGUGGUAACGAUGCUGAGCUGUCCAACAUCUUGAACCAAUGCAUCUAUCAAUGGGCAGUCCUUAAUUCGUUCCAGGUCGGGGUGGCCAAGAUUGCUGCUCUGGACAAGAAAUUCGAGUGGGCGGCCGGUUAUGACUGGGAUUCUCUCGGCCGCGGCUGUACAGGGCAGCUCUCCCGGAGUGCCGACAUUAUUGCUAGCGACGAUUUCAGUAAGAAGAUCGAUAACGUGAUCGAUGCUGCCAAGAAGAAGCUGGCAGAUGAAAUCAGUGGUAUGAUUUACUUCACGGGUUACGCCAAAUUCUUCGACGAAGACUACACCAGUGACUGUGACAAAGUCUCUUGGUCGACCUGGCUAUAUAAAGCAGAGAACGUCUUCCAACCUGAGGCCAAACUAGGAUCUCUCCAACGCAGAGCCAUGAACGAUCUCGUGAACAAAGCGAAUGACCAACUGAAAGCCGCAGUCAAACGAGCCGGCGACAAAGUCCAGUUCGUUGACUACGAUGCGUUUGUCGGUAAAUGGGGCGGUAGAUACUGCGAGCCUGGCGUCGACGAGGCCACAAAAGAGAGCAACACCAGGGCUCAACUCAUGUUCUACGAACUGAACAGUCUGGACCCUGCCGGUACCAAUCCCUGGAAACGCUCCACCAACGGAGAGCUCCAAGGGACAUUCCUGGGCGAUCUGGACAUUUAUGCACAAAUCACACAGCUUAUGGACCCUCAAGUACAGUUUAAGGAACCGGCAGUAGACACAAACAACCCACCAGGUGCUACCUUCCUCGAAAUGGAUAACGGAACGAAAUCGGCACUUCUCGACAUCGAGAUCCCGAAUCUCUUGCCUGAUGGCUACGGACGCGUGUUCCAUCCACAGAUCCUCCUGCACCGCAUUAUCUCCAACAUGGUCAUCUGGCAGAUGCUCAAUGUGUUGCAGAAGAAGAACGGCGCCCAAGGGUUCCCCCAGACCUUGAGCAUCGACUCGUGCCCGCUUGUCAUACGGCCUGACGAGCCGCUGACCAACUAUGGCAAGUGUGAGACGCCUUUGGAAAACUUUGAGAAGAAUACAUUCGACGAGAUAGCCAACACGUUUUGUGACGACCACAGCGACAUCUCCAAGAGCGCAAAGGCCCAAUACGGCCAAGAUGACAACGAUGCCCCUGAGCUGCAGAAAUGGAACGUCUACAUGGAAUGGGAUCCGAACGACAAGACAGAUAAGUGCGCUCAUAGCUGCAAGACAAUAUUCAAGUCGGGCUUUGGCACGCCGACCGAAUGUCGGUAUGACUCUCACACCAUGGCACAUAAAGGAUCCUUCAAGGUAGAUGACUGCGGCACUGCUUCCUUCGAGCUGAAAGGUAAGGGGCCCAAAGCCACGGAAGAGAAAAUCUUCGACACAGUGUGCGCCGGUCGCGACGACUUUGGCAAGCACGACGACCUCCACGAGAACUUUGUCGACUUUGUCGCCAACGCCAUGUGCGACACCUUCUCCAAGAAGACGAUCAAGAAGGACGACUCCUCGACCUAUCCCUUCUGGGAGACGACCGAGUAUUUUGGCAACCACAUGUCCUACUCGAUGCGCGCUGUGUGGAAGGACGGCUGUGUGCUGCCAAACGAUAAGACCGAGGUUAGCGCGCAGAACCCGCUGCCUAAAGGGGCCCCAGGAGCCGAUAUAGAAGGGAACUUUUGCGAUGUCAGAGCUCCGGGAGUUGAGGCUUGCAACUCUCUGAUCAAGGUGUACGACUACAGAGACAUUGCGUAG